Molecule: messenger RNA, 428 nt
Organism: Schizosaccharomyces octosporus yFS286
Lineage: Eukaryota; Fungi; Ascomycota; Schizosaccharomycetes; Schizosaccharomycetales; Schizosaccharomycetaceae
Exons: 2
Coding region: 151-282 (43 amino acids)
Molecular function (GO): mating pheromone activity
Source: RefSeq, a predicted model, not a curated record
GGGGUCCAUCUGAGUGUUACUUAUACUAAAACAUAUAUAUUAGGGUCUUUUCUGAUAGAAUCCUCCAUCCAAGCUUGAUUUGUUUACCAAACCACUUGUAUUAGCUCUUUGAUCCUAAGACGACUUUGACCCUUUUUUCGAAUCUGCAAUAUGGAAUCUAUGAACAACACCAACGCAUCAAGCUCUUCUUUAAUGAAUAACACUCCUUCUAAACCUACUCUUACCACUAGUGGAGCUCACUGGUAUCAACCCAAACCUCCUGCAAUGUGUGUUAUUGCUUAGCUUUCUUAUGUUAAAGGUUCAAAACUGCUUGCCUACUUGGACUAUACUAUUAUGAUAUUGAAACCAUUUUUUGAUUCACCAAACACUUUUGUUGUGAGGGGAUUCACGAAUUAAUUCCAUCUAAUCUUUAUUAAUCUAUUUUAAUC